AUGGCCAAACGACUGAGUGCUUGCUGGCUUCGUCGCCUGCAACAGCAGACUAGACGACCCUUCUCAACAACCCUGCGCCCACAGACCGAUGGUGUCUUUCGCGCCUUGACCGAAAACAGAAUUCAAACUCCUUGGAUUGAGGCCCUGCGAGCAAAGGAGCGCGGAGGCCAUGACCCGUCAAAACCUUCUGGCAAGCCAGAGACGCCCAAUGAUCGCGACCUCACUCCGAAACGCAUGAAUGACAGCUACCACAGCGUUGUCCUACCUCUAGCCCGCGAACCAUGGCUACUAGAUACCUACGCCAACUCCAGCGGCCACAUCCGCCUGGGUACAUUGUUCAUGGAUCUUGAUGCAUUGAGUGGUGUCAUUGCAUACAAGCACACCGGCGAUGGAGUCACGACAGUCACAGCCGCAUGCGAUCGUAUCGACAUCAAACACCCCCUGACAGAGAUCUCCGACCUCGAGUACAGUGGACGCGUUACCUAUGCAACUGGUCGCUCAAGCAUGGAAAUCUCACUACAAGUUGCCAAAGCACCAAAAGAGGGCGAAAGCGUCAAACCAGAGGAUGUCUUGUUGACAUGUCAAUUCACCAUGGUCUCGCUUGACCCCGGCACCAAAAAGCCUGUCAACAUUCCCGCCAUCGCCCCCGAGACCGAAGAAGAGAAGGCCAUUUUCGCUCAAGGCGAAAAGAACAGCGCCCAUCGCAAAGACCUCAAGAAGCGCUCCCUGACCAAGCAGACUCCAAACGACGAAGAGUCAGACCUCAUUCACGCCAUGUGGCAGAAGCAACUGCAAUACCAUGACCCCUCCGAUCCUGUGCGCAAGCCCGACAACGUCUUCGAGAUGGAGCAGACUCGUCUAUCCACUGCCGCCAUCAUGCAACCACAAUACCGAAACAGACACCACUUCAUGAUCUUUGGUGGUUUCCUCCUCAAACAAACUUUCGAGCUCGCCUUCUGCGCCGCCGCCAGUUUCGCCCACUGCCGUCCUACCUUCGUUUCGCUCGAUCCUUCAACCUUCCAAAACCCCGUCCCUGUCGGCAGUGUUCUUUAUCAGACAGCUACUGUCGUUUACACGGAUCCUCCAGUCGUCUCAGGCCAAGCCGAUGAACCAACCUCAGGAGAGAAGAACCAGAAAUACACGAGAAUCCAAGUCAGAGUCGACACAAAGGUUCGCGACGUCGAGCAUGGUACUGCCAAACCUACGGGUCAGUUCAAUUACACCUUCACGGUCGAACGCGACAUCAAGGUCUUGCCGAAGUCGUAUACCGAGUUUAUGAUGUACAUUGAUGCACGCAGAAGAGCAAUGAGGAUAAGAGAGAGUGUCGAGCACGAUGCCAUCGACUCUGGUGCACAAGACAGAGUGACAGAAUAG
This is a messenger RNA of Aureobasidium melanogenum CBS 110374, 1374 nucleotides long. RefSeq names its product Thioesterase/thiol ester dehydrase-isomerase. The transcript is spliced from 2 exons. The record is from RefSeq and is a predicted model, not a curated record. Bases 1 to 1374 code for a protein of 457 amino acids. Gene Ontology annotation, molecular function: fatty acyl-CoA hydrolase activity. Gene Ontology annotation, cellular component: mitochondrion. Lineage: Eukaryota; Fungi; Ascomycota; Dothideomycetes; Dothideales; Saccotheciaceae. Gene Ontology annotation, biological process: acyl-CoA metabolic process.